Molecule: messenger RNA, 1553 nt
Organism: Lactuca saligna
Lineage: Eukaryota; Viridiplantae; Streptophyta; Magnoliopsida; Asterales; Asteraceae
Source: the annotation of a GenBank genome assembly
AUGGUGAAGGGACCUAAGGGUGAACAAAUAUACGAUUUUCGUGAGAAAACAAGUGGCAAAUCUGAUUUCGUUGUGCAUAAUGAAGGCGUUUAUGAGUUCUGUUUCUCUAACAAAUCGCCCUACAUGGAAACCGUAGACUUUGAUGUCCAUUCUAGCCACUUUUAUAAAGAUGUUAAACAUGCACAAAAUGAUCAUUUCAAUUCGAUUAUGGAACAAAUAUCUAAGUUGGGAGAUGCUCUACAUAAGAUUCAAUUUGAACAACAUUGGCUUCAGGCUCAGGCUGAUCGACAUGCAAUAAUAAAUGAAAAAAUGAGUAAGAGAGCUAUGCACAAAGCUCUCGGGGAAUCUGCUGCUUUGAUCGGUGCUAGCAUACUACAAGUGUACCUUCUCAAACGUCUCUUUGAACGAAAGAUUGGGAUUUGGGUGAAACUUGUUUCUACUUCGGUCGUGUGUUCCGACUUCUGCUCCAUCCUCAUCGUAUCUGUAUUCCAACGCAUAAUCCGAAACGAUUCAAAGAUGCGGAUGUCUUCGAUUGCGAUUGCGGCGGUCUUUAUGGUGAUUCUGACGGCGAACAUAGGGGAAGUGUUCGGGAUCAGGUUUGUUAUAGACAGGGACGAGUGUUUUUCGCAUAAGUCCGAGUACGGUGCCACGGUUCGAUUUUCGUUUGUCGUCAUUAAGGUCGAAGGUGCGUGGCAUUAUAACGAAGAUGGCGUCGAUCUUGUGGUGACUGGGCCAAAGGGUGAACAAAUUCAAGAUUUUCGUGAUAAGACAAGUGACAAGUCUGAUUUCGUGGCACAUAAUGAAGGCCUCUAUAAAUUCUGCUUCACCAACAAAUCACCCUACCAUGAAACCCUAGACUUUGAUGUCCAUUCCAGCCACUUCUAUAACGAUGUUGAGCAUGCAAAAGAUGAUCAUUUCAAACCGAUUUUGGAACAGAUAUCAAAGUUAGAGGAUGCUUUAUAUAACAUUCAGUUUGAACAGCAUUGGCUUGAGGCCGAGACCGAUCGACAAGCGAUAAUAAACGAAGGAAUGGGCAAAAGGGCAAUGCACAAAGCGGUUGUGGAAUCAGCAGCUCUGAUUGGUGCGAGUGUGCUGCAGGUGUAUCUUCUCACGCGGCUGUUUGAACGAAAGCUUGGGUUGUCUAGAGUUUAAUGUGUCAUCUCAGUAUGGAAUCCUUUAAUUUAAUUUGUUACACAACUUUUGUUAUCAGCUCUUUCUCUCUCUCCCUCUUAUAUAUACACCACCAAAUUUGCACUUGAAAAACUGUAAUUCAGAAGUGGGUGUACAAAGUCUUGAUUAUAAUUAUUUUCACCUCAGAAAUCCUUGUUGCUUCUCUCCCUCUUUUGACUAUUUAAUUGUUUGUUUUUCUUAAUUAUAUGAAUGUUAUUACAACAGAUUUGGGAUGUAUUUUGAUUUUCUAUGUUUAACAAGAAAAAAGUUGAGAAAUUGUUUGAGUAAAUUAUAAAUUUGGAUGCCCUUGGCUCAUUUUACAAUAUUGGCCUAUUUUUAGUGUUUCAUAAAGCUUUUGAUACUUUCAUAUAUGCCUUGCACAU